GCUAUAAGACUGGUAGGAGGAGCUGGUCCCUAUGCCGGGAGGCUGGAGAUCAUGUACAAUGGUAGAUGGGGAACAGUAUGUGACGACGGCUGGGAUGAAAACUCGGCUAGAGUUGUAUGUAGAGAAUUGGGAUUCGAUGUUGACAUCAAACCAAAAUCUCUCCCAGAAGCAGCUUAUGGUGAAGGCUCGGGAAAGAUUCUACUGGACGAGUUUAGAUGUAACGGAUCUGAGAUCUCGUAUCUGUACUGCGCUCACUCUGAUUUUGGGGUUCACAACUGUAAACACAAUGAAGAUGUAUCUGUUAUUUGU
Messenger RNA from Lottia gigantea (owl limpet), 309 nucleotides. RefSeq lists its product as hypothetical. The annotation marks the transcript as partial. Lineage: Eukaryota; Metazoa; Mollusca; Gastropoda; Lottiidae. The record is from RefSeq and is a predicted model, not a curated record. The transcript is spliced from 2 exons. Gene Ontology annotation, cellular component: membrane.